GUCGGUAGGGUCACUGUCUCGCAAAUGUCUGAAGCGCAAUAUCUAAUAUGCGGGUGAUAUGGUGAAAGGAAUCAAUAGAUGUAGUCAUACGCUUAUAAUGACUUGUUUUAAUAAUUCUUCCAUAAAUGUAAUUCCUUUCCCGCUACUAUAACUUCAUCUAAGAUGAGGCUGUGUCAGAAACUGUGCUUUGUUGGAGCAAUGUCGGUUAUCUUGGCGACAGUGUGCUUCGCAAUUGUCAAACCUGCUCUCAUUUUAUACAGUUUCUCCAUCUUGUUCUUGAUACUGAUUUUGAUACGAGGAUAUAACUACUGGAAAAAUAAGUAUCUACUGUUCAUGUUGGACCAAUGUUAUUUUAUAAACUAUGUGUCUUUGAUUUUCAUAUGGAUCAUGCCCCAAUCACACAUAAUGCAGAUGUUUCAAUUCGGCCUGGCUAAUGCUCAUGCAUAUGGAGGAACGUUUCUCUUCCGCAAUGCACUUGUCCUCCAUGAUAUCCAGAGGCUUACGUCGUGCUUUAUACAUGUUCUUCCAGCUCUGUUCUCUUUCUUAAUCAGAUGGUAUCCUUCAGAGACAUCAGUAUGUUGGUAUACUAACUUAUUCGAUUCACAUGCAUCUCGAGGACUGUUAUUUUGGAAUACUGAUGUUGAUUGGUUUUGGCUUGUUGCGGCUCCCUCUUUGUUUCAUCUUAUACGUGAAGUACUCUAUUAUAUUAUUAUCUAUGGGUUUGUAAGACCUAGUGAUGAAUAUCUGGACAGCUUUCGAUAUUUACAUAAGAAGAAGAUAUUAUGGCGUAUCUUUUGGAAACAUAUUGAUAAACGAUUGCAUUUAAUUAGUUGGAUUGCAUUCAAUUUAAUCCUGAGUACUAUUCUCCUACUGAUUGCUGUUGUAGCCUGGUCAAAUUAUCUUUUUCAUGUGACAAUGUUAAUUAUUCAAACGCUAACAUUAAUCUGGAAUGGUGCUUGCUAUUAUUUAGACUACUUUCCAAUCGAGUGUAGGCGUACUCUCCACUUGGAACCGGAGAAAACUAUCAUCAGUAUAUCUAGAAAUGAGAAUAAUAUCACUACUAAUACUACUACUAAUAAUAAUAAUAACAAUAUUAAUAAUAAUAGUAAUAAUAAUCAGACAGGUCCUGAACAUAUAACCGAUGAUGUCUAUGGUAGUGUAGCCGCAAGUUUAUUUUCACGUUAUCCUUUACCAGAAGAAAUUAAUUCUGGAAUACUUAGCAAUGGGCAUACCCUAGCUGAUGAAGAGAAAUGCCUGCCUUUCGAGGCUGUUGAUACGCGCUAGAGUUCUUCUUCUUCUUAUUAUUAUUAUUUAUGAUUUCCUUUCCAGAGAUCUUGUUCCCCCCUCCCCCCGAAAUAUUUGUCAUCAAUCCAAAGAUAUUGUUGUUGUCUGUCGUUGUUGUUGUUGUUGUUAUAUUACCACUGUUCCAUACAAUUAUAUUCGAGAAAAAUUUAGCGCAUCCUAUCCAUCUGUCUUCAUCCCUAUAUCUAAGUCAUUCAUUGGUUAAGGUUAAGGAGUUUGUCGUAAUCAAUAAUUAUAUAUAUAAAAUAGAUCUCAUUUGCACGAAUAGGCUAUCAUGUAGUAUGUAUAAGCCAGCUUUAUACAUAUGUAUAUACAUAUAUACUACCCACCAUCCGGUGCUUUGAAUUGCUGUUAUGAUGUAUAAUGUCCACUUCUUUUUAUUAUUUCUACUCUUUUCUUUGUAUAGGAUUUUACAUCUCUUGAAAAAACUGAGGCUUUUUUUUCUUAUAGAUCUCUUGUUGUAUUAUUGUUCCUUUUCAGUGUGUUGUUGUUAUAUAAAUAGCAGUACUACUGAUAAUGAGUUAUAUUACUGAAUUCUACGAUCUCUGUCUUAACGUUUUACAACUUUUAUUGUACAGUCAGUCAGUCGUCUUAGAUUUGAUUUCAUUGAAUCUCCUUCAGAGUUUAAAAUUGAUAUACCAUGAAAGAAGAAAAAUCAAUAUAUAUGUGUGUGUGUGCUGUUUCACACACACACUUUAACGUUGAGCAACACUCACUGUUGUUGUCGGUGUUGUUGUUGGUCGUGAUAUUGUUAUCGUUAUUAAUUUCCCAUUAGAAUAUAAUAAGAUGCUACGAAUUGUAUAAUGAUAUUUCCUUAUAAGACCGGUUUUUAAUUAUUCUCCUUUUGGCGGGGAUUUGAUUCGUAGACGUGAAUUGUAUUGUUGCUCUCUUUUUUCCUUCUUUUUCGUCUUUGGCUGGUUGGUAAUUCAGUUUACUACCUUGAUUACUAUUAUUAUUUCCAUUGGCUUCAUUUCAUUAAAUAAAAUAUAAUCAUGGUGUAAAUUUAUGGGGUACACAAUUUGUGCUUUGUGUUUUGAUUUUAUACCGAAGAGUUUCGUUGUACAGGCACACACAACAAUAUACGAUAAGGUAGGUGACUUUACCAAAUGUAUCUAUCGUUACCACUUAAUUAUAUCCACUGUAAUAUAUUUAACCUGUCAGGAAGGCUUCGUGUACUUUUG
Trichobilharzia regenti is the source of this 2483-nucleotide messenger RNA. The record is from the annotation of a GenBank genome assembly. Lineage: Eukaryota; Metazoa; Platyhelminthes; Trematoda; Strigeidida; Schistosomatidae.